CAGAAGAAAAAGAAUGUCUGCUCCCUGCAGAAUGUCACGUGCCAAAUUUUAAUUUAUCUUAAUGUUCAUAUUUGUUAAUGUUGUUUGUUGUUUCAUUGAAUGAAUGAAUGAGGAUGAGAUUGCCACCUUUACCAACGGUUGGUGAAAUAAUUCGUUUGUACAGACUUCGAGCAAAGAAACAUUUGUCACAAAAUUUUCUCCUUGAUCUUAAUUUGACUAAGAAAAUUGUAUGCAGUGCUGGAAAAUUGGACAAUGGUUUUGUUUGUGAAGUUGGACCCGGACCAGGGGGCAUAACUCGAUCACUGCUGGAAACCAAUUUGAGACAACUGGUGGUUAUAGAGAAAGACAGAAGAUUUGUACCAGGAUUACAGCUUUUGGCAGAUGCUGCUGAAGGACGGAUGGCAAUUGUCCAUGGAGACAUCCUGCUUUGUGACUUGUCAAGUGUGAUUCCACAAGACGUAGCACGUCCUUGGGAGGACAACUCACCCAACAUUCACCUGAUUGGUAACUUGCCAUUUAACGUUUCCACUCCAUUGAUAAUUCGGUGGCUGGAAGAGAUUUCUAACAAAACAGGACCAUGGAAAUUUGGUCGCACAAAACUGACCUUGACCUUUCAGAAGGAAGUGGCUGAAAGGAUGGUUGCAAGAACACUGUCGAAGCAAAGAUGUCGGCUAUCGGUUAUGUGCCAAAAUCUUUGUGAUAUACAUUUGAAAUUCAUAAUUCCAGGAAAAGCGUUUGUUCCACCUCCAAAGGUUGAUGUUGCAGUGGUUCAGUUUAUACCAAGAGUAAAACCAAUGAUAAAUCAUCCAUUCAAACUGGUGGAGAAAGUCUGUAGACACCUUUUUCACUUCCGAAACAAACACUGCAAACACACACUGGCAACGUUGUUUCCUCCCGAUAUGCCGGAGCUAACGGCUGAGAUGCUUGAAGAGACGGGUAUUAACCCCGAGACACGGUCGUACAUGCUGAGCAUGGGGGAUAUGUCAAAGUUCUGUGAUACCUACCGCAGUAUCUGCGACAGAAUACCAUUCAUGCUGGAAUACAAUUAUCGAGAUCCGGAAAACAUUAAAAAAUACCACAACAAGAGGAUCAUGGUCACUGAAAUGUUGGAGGACAGAAUUUUGAACGAUGGAAUUACGGAUGAUGAGGAUGUAUUAAGUAAAGCUAGUUGAUAAAAAAAGAGAGUAUUAUUAUUAAUAAUUAUGAGAUGGGCGGGAGGUAGCCCAGUGGGAAAGCGCUUGCCUGAUACAUUCUCGGUCUAAGAUCAAUCCCCAUGGUUCUCGUUCCAGCCAGUGCACCACGACUGGCAUAACAAAGUCCAUGGUAUGUGCUAUUCUGUCUGUGGGAUGGUGCAUGUAAAAGAUCCCUUGCUACAAAUGGAAAAAUGCAGAAGGUUUCUUCUCUAAGACAGUUACCAACUGUUUGACAUCCAAACAUCUAUGAUUAAUAAAUCAAUGUGCUCUAGUGGUGUUGUUAAACAAAACAAACUUUAACUUUAAUUAUGAGAUGUUCUACUGUUCUGAAGGAGGGGUACAGUUCAGUGGUAGAGAACUCGUCUGAGAAGAACUUUAGGAGUUAUUUCCCCUUUACCAAUUGGAUCCCUUGCUGCUUUUCAGAAAGAGCAUCUUAUGGUGACAUUUUUUCCCUCUUGUUCUCUGUCUGUCUCUCCUAGACUGUCUGCAGGCACCGAUCCAGUAUUUUUUAAUAGAGGGGACCUAAAAUCUGUUGUUGGUUUUGAAAAUAGAAUUUAAAUGUCCUUGAUAAGUGGACGGGAUAAGUUUGCAUUUCUUGUGUAUUCUGUAAUAUAUAUUGUUAACUAAAAAUAGGGGAGGUGAUGGGUGGACAUCUUGGGACUGCACUUGAAUCGACGCUUGUAAAGUUUAAUAGAUAUAAUUUGGCAAAAUGUUCUGCUCAACCAGAACUACAUGUAGCUCUGAUACCAUACACAGUAACAAGGAUUUACCUAUCGGUGCCAUCUAAAUUUGAAAAGAAGGGUACUGGUGAGGUACAUGAUAUGCCCAUCAGAAGUUUGAUGGAAAACCAUAGAUAUUAAUGAAUAUGUUACGGGUAAAAUUUGAUUCUAAUUAUGUGAAAUGUUUGCAAUGGGAUGGAUGAACAGUUUGUUUUGGACCAACUACUGAUGAUACUGUAUCCACUGGAGAAGGUGCUGUCUGGUUAAUGAAAUUAUUGUUCUUUGUUACAAAGGAAAAUUUUGUUCAGCAUUUUUUUCAAAGGCUAAACAAGAUUUUCCUAAGACAUAUUUUCAUAUGAAAUACAGACAAAUUAUUUGAAAUAUUUAUAUCACAGUGACCUAGUA
Molecule: messenger RNA, 2317 nt
Organism: Gigantopelta aegis
Lineage: Eukaryota; Metazoa; Mollusca; Gastropoda; Neomphalida; Peltospiridae
Product: dimethyladenosine transferase 1, mitochondrial-like
Exons: 5
Coding region: 108-1172 (354 amino acids)
Biological process (GO): transcription initiation at mitochondrial promoter; rRNA methylation
Cellular component (GO): mitochondrial matrix
Molecular function (GO): rRNA (adenine-N6,N6-)-dimethyltransferase activity; mitochondrial transcription factor activity
Source: RefSeq, a predicted model, not a curated record